GGGAGGGCGGGCAGUGGCUUGCCUUGACUGUCCACUGCGAGCGCGACCACCCGACCACCUGGGGCUCGAAGCAGCAGGCCGUGUCCAGGCUGAGCCGUUUUGCCUGCCUCCCAAGCCUCCGCGCCGCCACGCCGCCCGUGUGAGUGCUCCUUUCCAGAAUGUUGCUGCGGGGCAGCCAGGCGCUCCGGCGUUUCUCCACCAGCCGGGUUUAUUUCAAAAACAAGCUGAAGUUGGCCCUGAUUGGUCAGAGUCUCUUUGGACAAGAAGUCUACCGCCACCUCUGCAAAGAGGGCCAUCGCGUGGUGGGGGUGUUCACAGUUCCAGACAAGGACGGAAAGGCCGACCCCCUGGCUUUGGCUGCAGAGAAAAAUGGCACUCCUGUGUUCAAGUUCCCUCGAUGGAGAGUCAAGGGCAAGACCGUAAAGGAGGUGGCAGAGGCCUACCGAUCCGUGGGUGCCGAGCUCAACGUGCUUCCUUUCUGCACGCAGUUCAUCCCCAUGGAUGUCAUUGACCACCCAAAGCACGGCUCCAUCAUCUAUCACCCGUCCAUCCUCCCCAGGCACAGGGGGGCCUCCGCUAUCAACUGGACUCUGAUUAUGGGAGAUAAGAAAGCUGGGUUUUCUGUGUUCUGGGCUGAUGACGGUUUAGACACCGGACCCAUCCUCCUUCAGCGGUCGUGUGAUGUCGGCCCCAAUGACACAGUGGAUGCACUUUAUAAUCGAUUUCUUUUUCCCGAGGGAAUCAAGGCCGUGGUGGAAGCUGUUCAACUCAUAGCCGAUGGAAAAGCUCCUCGGAUUCCCCAGCCGGAAGAAGGGGCAACAUAUGAAGGUAUCCAGAAGAAGGAAAAUGCUGAGAUUUCUUGGGAUCAGUCUGCUGAAGUCUUACAUAACUGGAUCCGAGGCCAUGACAAAGUCCCUGGAGCUUGGACAGAGAUAAAUGGACAGAGGGUCACGUUCUACGGCUCAUCACUACUGCGUAGUGCCGUGCCGCCCGGAGAACCGCUGGAAAUUAAAGGUGCCAAGAAGCCUGGUGUUGUUACCAAAAACGGACUUGUUCUUUUUGGUAACGAUGGAAAAGCACUGAUGGUGAGAAAUCUGCAGUUUGAGGAUGGACGAAUGAUCCCUGCCUCUCAGUACUUUUCAGCGGGUGAGACAUCCGUGGUAGAACUCACAGCCGAAGAGGUGAAGGUGGCGGAGACCAUCAAGGUCAUCUGGGCUGGAAUCUUAAGCAACAUCCCUGUUAUUGAAGACUCAACAGACUUCUUUAAAUCUGGAGCGAGCUCAAUGGAUGUGGUCAGGCUGGUUGAAGAGAUCAGACAGAAAUGUGGUGGGCUGCAGUUACAGAACGAAGAUGUCUAUAUGGCCACCAAGUUUGCAGACUUCAUCCAGAAAGUCGUGAGGAAACUGAGAGGAGAAGAUCAGGAAGCAGAGCUGGUGGUGGACUACGUUUCAAAGGAGAUCAAUGAAAUGACAGUAAAAAUGCCCUAUCAGUGUUUCAUAAACGGACAGUUCACCGAUGCUGAGGAUGGAAAGACUUACGACACUAUCAACCCAACAGACGGCUCUACGAUAUGCAAAGUAUCCUAUGCUUCUUUGGCGGAUGUUGAUAAAGCAGUGGCAGCAGCCAAAGAUGCUUUUGAAAACGGUGAAUGGGGAAGAAUGAAUGCGCGAGAAAGAGGAAGACUGAUGUACAGGCUUGCAGACCUGCUGGAAGAGAACCAGGAAGAGCUGGCGACCAUCGAAGCCCUCGACUCGGGCGCCGUCUACACCUUGGCUCUGAAGACUCACAUCGGAAUGUCUGUGCAAACAUUCAGAUAUUUUGCUGGCUGGUGUGACAAAAUUCAGGGCUCUACAAUUCCCAUCAACCAGGCCCGUCCAAAUCGCAACCUGACCUUCACCAAGAAGGAACCACUUGGUGUCUGUGCCAUUAUCAUCCCCUGGAAUUACCCGCUGAUGAUGCUGGCGUGGAAGAGUGCCGCCUGUUUGGCAGCGGGCAAUACCUUAGUGCUCAAGCCAGCGCAGGUCACACCCUUGACUGCUUUGAAGUUUGCAGAGCUCUCUGUUAAAGCAGGUUUUCCAAAGGGGGUCAUCAACAUCAUCCCCGGCUCAGGUGGCGUGGCAGGACAACGCCUUUCCGGACACCCCGAUAUCCGCAAACUUGGUUUCACUGGCUCCACUCCUAUCGGCAAACAGAUCAUGAAGAGUUGUGCUGUGAGCAAUUUGAAGAAAGUUUCCCUUGAACUUGGUGGCAAAUCCCCGCUUAUCAUAUUCAAUGACUGUGAACUUGACAAAGCUGUGCGAAUGGGCAUGGGAGCCGUGUUCUUCAACAAAGGAGAGAACUGCAUCGCAGCAGGGCGGCUGUUUGUGGAAGAAUCCAUCCACGACGAAUUCGUGACCCGAGUGGUGGAAGAAAUUAAAAAGAUGAAAAUCGGCGAUCCGCUUGAUCGAUCUACUGAUCACGGGCCCCAGAACCACAAGGCCCACCUGGAGAAGCUCCUGCAGUACUGCGAGGCGGGCGUGAAGGAGGGCGCCGUCCUGGUGUACGGGGGGCGGCGAGUUCCGAGGCCAGGCUUUUUUAUGGAACCGACUGUCUUCACAGAUGUGGAAGACCACAUGUAUCUCGCCAAAGAGGAGUCCUUUGGGCCUAUUAUGGUCAUUUCUAAAUUCCCAAAUGGGGACAUCGAUGGAGUGCUGCGGCGAGCAAAUAACACCGAGUACGGUUUGGCCUCGGGGGUGUUCACAAGAGACAUAAAUAAAGCUAUGUACGUGAGUGAGAAGCUGGAGGCGGGGACCGUGUUCAUUAACACGUACAACAAGACGGACGUGGCAGCCCCGUUCGGCGGCGUGAAACAGUCCGGCUUCGGAAAGGACUUAGGUGAGGAAGCGCUAAAUGAAUACCUCAAAACCAAGACAGUGACCCUGGAAUAUUAGAGCAACACCUGGAUCAGGAAACCCUUGGCAGACAGCACAACACCCCAAUUCUCCACACCCGUGAGAAGCCUGGAUGUGCCGAAGAAGGAUGUCUCAGCCACCAGCCAAAAAUGACACACAGGGACCGUGGGGACAGGCCACAUAUCUAAGCACAUACACAUGUGCCUGAGCCAUGCACCCUCUGUACCUUAAAGUAACUUCCUCUUGUUGGUUUUUGUCCAUGUCGUACAUCGCACAUAUGUCUACAAUGCUGAGCCGGCUCCCCCCGUCCCAAAACUAAUCUAGCCACGGCUGUUCAUCUCAAAAACGUCGAUAUCAUGCAGUUAUAAUCUCAGAGUAUACUUUUUAGAAACUUGUGCAGGUUUUAACCUCUGAACCACACAUUUGGGUUAUUGAAAAGAUUUUCUAGAAUUUUGCCCUCAAGGAAUAGUAUUUGCUAUAAGGAAUGUGAAAGAAGUUCCUUUUUUCAUGCUUGGAAAUAAGAGAUAUCUUUGUGCCUUUGAUGUUCUGUUUUUCAGCCCACUGUGAGGGGUGACCAACCCAUGAACGGUUCUUGAAUACCUACUAGGUAUGAAGUAGCAUAUUUUCUCCUGAAAAGUGUACAAAAUUUAAUGACAUGAUCUCUGACCCCAAAGAGCUUACAUUCUAGUCAGAGCAACUGACUUCUAUUAUUCCUCACUUUAAAGUGAAAUGUUUGCAGUCUCGCUGGCCUUGAAGAAACCCAGGAAUAGCUGUCACUUUGAAGACUCGGCAGCUUACAAUCAGGGGACUGUAGGAAGUCAAUAAUCAAUAAGCAACAACAACAAAGUCGCAGACAGAAAAUACUCAAAAGGAAGGAUGCCAGGUGACCCCGGCAUGGUCGAAGAGAGCGAACUUUGGAAGCAUUCUUUGUUACAUCGCAGCUCAUGCACCGUCACAGCUUGGCACAGCCGCAGUUCUCAGUGGGAAUGAAAGUACGCUGGGUCCACAUUUGGAUAAAGUGACAAAGGCCUUCUUAUAAAGGGACCACUUUUAAAUGCGGUGUUUGAAUGGAUUUCAUGCGAUUUAAAAUAUCGCUUAACCAAAUAUUUUAAUGAUAGACGAAAUGGCAAACGAAAGCAUGCCCCUUCUUCCAGACUCGUCUCACCUUCUAAUGAGAUUCCUUCAUCUCAGUAGGAAUGUUUUUCAUCUCUGGGCCGUGAACCUCUUUGAGAAUCUGAUAACAAUGGAACCCCUCCGUUCCACUUCUACUCCCCAAAUUCACUGCGCGCGCACACACACGAUCCUGCAGACAGCUUCAUGAGAUUCUCGGACCUGCUGAAGCCCACGUUUGGGCCUCGGAUUAAAAACUCCUUUUUCCUCAGUAAUUUCUAAAGUUCUUACUAGCUGGAGUUUUGGAGUCGGACUGGAUGAGAAAAUCAAAGGCUCCGUGGAAUUCGUAAAAUUACCAUUGAAUUUCAUUCGGAACCUAAUGAUCCACAGCCUACUCGGUGAUUUAAUUAACACGCCGAGUAAUUUAAUUAUCACUGUUCCUUCAGAUCACAGAGUGUUGUGCUCGAGGAUAAAGCUGAGAUCUGCUCCUCCCUGAACUGGGGACGUGUGGACACGUCAGCAGUGUUGUUACACUCCUUUUAAUUCCCUCUCCCCUCACCUCCGCUACGGCUGCCCCCUGUGGCUUGAACACCCUCCCUGACCUUUCUACUCCCAACGUGGUCCAAGCGUCUCCCCUCUGUGCUCCCACUUGUCUGGAACAUAGUAGUUAUCACUUGGUGCUAAAGUCGUUUGCCUUCCUAACCAGACAGGAGCACCCCGUCCUCACUCCAGGACCGGCAUUCUGUCAAUAAGAAGAACAGCGAUCGUUUACUGGUGGCCUCCUGUGUGCUCGACCAAUGUGUAUAAAUGUUAUGUCAUUUGAUAUGCACGACAUCUGAAAAAAUGAAUAAACUGAGGUGCUCGUCUUA
Molecule: messenger RNA, 4870 nt
Organism: Phyllostomus discolor (pale spear-nosed bat)
Lineage: Eukaryota; Metazoa; Chordata; Mammalia; Chiroptera; Phyllostomidae
Gene: ALDH1L2
Product: aldehyde dehydrogenase 1 family member L2
Exons: 23
Coding region: 159-2930 (923 amino acids)
Biological process (GO): one-carbon metabolic process; 10-formyltetrahydrofolate catabolic process; biosynthetic process
Cellular component (GO): cytoplasm
Molecular function (GO): formyltetrahydrofolate dehydrogenase activity; aldehyde dehydrogenase (NAD+) activity
Source: RefSeq, a predicted model, not a curated record